CCUCCACCCAGCUUUGGCAGGCAUAGGCCCGAACGAGACAGCCCAACUACCCAGAAGGAUCAGCUCGCAACCCUGACAUGUUGCAAUAUUGCACCCUCCCAAGUUUCCGGACUCGUUCGGUUGCUACCGAUACACCAGUAUUACCAGCUGUCUCUAAGCAUACCCUUGCAGCUACUAUAGCUCGUGGAUCUGCCAAGCAGAGAGCUCUUGUCGUCACUUGCCUCUCACACAUGAAGCCACUUGGACUCGAGCCAGUGCUUCGGCUGCGAAGCGAUAAUGAGAAGGGUGGUAUCGACGAUGGACUAGCCCCGCGUCCUGUAUAUAAGUUUGUGCUGGUUUGCCACGUCUGCAAGUCAGUUGUUGUUCGCUCGUCUGCAAAAAACAUUGCGCCAUCAUAAUACGUCUUCUCAGGCGCAGUCCUGCCUCGUAUGCUGCUCUAAGAAGUGUCAGAGACUCAUCGAUACCAUGGCAAGCACACUCUCGCUCAAAUUUCUCGCCGUAACCCUUCUAGCCAGCCAAGCUUCCCUUUGCGAUGGAGCGGCGAUAAAUGCCAGAUCCGAUGUGCCUCCCGGAUUUGUGGCCGCCCCGUACUACCCGGCGCCCUACGGUGGCUGGGCAUCGGACUGGUCCGACAGUUACAGGAGAGCCAAGGAAGUUGUCGAUAGGAUGACACUAGCUGAAAAGACGAAUAUCACUUCCGGGACCGGCAUUUUUAUGGGUAGGACUAUUCUGACUAUUCUCUGUCGUGUUAUGCGCUUCAAUCCGCUAAUCCGUUGCGUUGGAAACUCCGGCAGCGCCCUCCGCGUCGGUUUCCCUCAGCUAUGCCUUGCCGACUCGGCAACCGGCGUCCGCCAGGCCGACAACGUUACCGUGUUUCCAUCCGGCAUCACCACGGGCGCCACAUUUGACAAGGACUUGAUGUACGCCAGGGCUGCUGCUAUGGGCAAGGAGUUCCGGGGCAAAGGCGCCAACGUCUACCUGGGACCGAGCGUGGGACCCAUCGGUAGAAAGCCCAGGGGCGGUCGAAACUGGGAGGGCUUCGGGUCCGACCCCGUGUUGCAGGGUAAGGCUGCUGCGCUGACCAUCAAAGGCGUCCAGGAGCAGGGCGUCAUCGCCACGAUCAAGCACCUCGUGGGCAACGAGCAGGAGAUGUUUCGCAUGUACAACCCUCUGCAGCAGGGCUACAGCGCCAACAUCGAUGACCGAACGCUCCAUGAACUGUACCUCUGGCCGUUCGCAGACGGUGUGCGUGAAGGCGUAGGUUCCGUCAUGACGGCUUACAACGCGGUCAACGGUUCGGCUUGUAGCCAGAACAGCUACUUGAUCAACGGCAUCCUGAAGGAUGAACUCGGUUUCCAAGGGUUUGUCAUGAGCGACUGGUUGUCUCACAUGUCUGGCGUUGGCUCUGCCCUCGCUGGCCUCGACUUCAACGCUCCGGGCGACCAGCAGGUGCCACUGACUGGCUACAGCUACUGGAUGUACGAUCUCACCAGAGCCGUACUGAACGGAUCUGUCCCUGUGGACCGCAUCAACGACAUGGCCACCAGAGUUCUGGCAACGUGGUACCAGAUGGGACAAGAUGAGGGCUUCCCAGCAACCAACUGGGCUACGGGAACCCGUAACAGAGUGGGGGAUUUUUACCCUGGGGCAUGGCCCUUCUCCCCGAGCGGCGUGGUCAAUGAGUUCGUCAAGGUCCAGGACGACCACCACCUCGUCGCCAGACAGGUUGCGCAGGAGGCCAUCACCCUUCUCAAGAACAAUGGCAGCCUUCUGCCCAUCACGACCUCGGCGCCCAUCAAGAUCUUCGGCACCCACGCCCAGACAAACCCGGACGGGCCCAAUGCCUGUGCCGAUAGAGCCUGCAACAAGGGCCUGCUCGGAAUUGGAUGGGGCUCUGGAACGGUCGACUACGAAUAUUUGGACGACCCGCUUACUGCCUUCAAGAAGAGGGCCGGUAACGUCGUGUACUACAACAGCGACUCUUUCCCAUCGGUCCCGGCCCCCACGGCGGAUGAUGUGGCGUUCGUCUUCAUCACCUCUGACUCUGGCGAGAACCAGUACACGGUAGAAGGCAACAACGGAGACCGCAGCUCCUCCGGCCUCAAUGCCUGGCAUAACGGCAACAAGCUCGUCAAGGACGCUGCCGCCAAAUAUCAAAACGUCGUGGUCGUCAUCCACACGGUUGGUCCGAUCCUCGUAGACGAGUGGAUCGACCUCCCCAGCGUCAAAUCAGUGCUCGUGGCUCACCUGCCCGGCCAGGAGGCCGGCGAGUCUCUCGCCAAUAUUGUUUUUGGUAACGCAUCCCCCUCUGGCCACCUUCCGUAUAGCAUGACCAAGAAGGAAUCCGACCUGCCUGCGUCCGUCACCCAGUUGGUCGGCGGCUCUCUUGGCCAGCCACAAGACACCUUCUCUGAGGGGCUGUACAUCGACUACAGGUACCUCCACAAGAACAACAUCAAGCCUCGCUUCGCCUUUGGCCACGGACUGAGCUACACCGACUUCUCCUUCUCUGAGGCGACCAUCAGCCCCGUAACGCCCCUAACCGCUUCGCCGCCAGCCCGCCCAGCCAAGCAAGGCAUCCUCGAGUACAGCGCGCCUAUUCCCGACUGGACCGAGGGCGUAGCGCCGGCCGGUUUCAACAAGAUCUUCAGGUACAUUUACUCCUGGUGCACCGAGUCCGAGGCCAAGGACGCCGUUGCAGCCUCCAAGACAAAGACCUACCCGUACCCGGCGGGUUACAGCACGACCCAGAAGCCCGGCCCACCCGCCGGCGGCGCCCAGGGAGGAAACCCGGCUCUCUUCGACGUGGUCUUCACCGUCUCAGUCAAGGUGACUAACACGGGCGCCGAGCACUCGGGUAAAGCUUCUGCACAGGCGUAUGUGCAGUUCCCCGACGGCGGCCCUGAAACCCCCGUGAUCCAGCUGCGCGACUUUGAGAAGACGAAGAAUCUAGCGCCUGGAGAGAGUGCCACGGUGACGCUGGAGCUGACGAGGCGGGACGUGAGCGUUUGGGACGUGGUCAGUCAGAACUGGGUCGUGCCGAACCCGACGGGGAGGUACAAGAUCUGGGUUGGGGAGGCCAGUGACAAGUUGUUUUUGGCAUGUUACACGGACUCCGGGGACUGUGAGGAAGGUCUCGAGAGCCCCGUUUGAUUUCUGCAUGGUAAUAAUUGGAGUGAUCACUUCUUCAUGGAUGAAUGUCGGCUCUAGUUGGGUCGCUGAGUUAGCCAUUGGUCUGAUCGUCUGCGCAUAUCCAAGUAAGUAACAACUGCUUUGGGGAACAAACAAAUGGGUGCUAUAAACAGUGGAUUGAGGAAUACAAGAUGAGGAAACCCUCGGUUUCCU
Molecule: messenger RNA, 3345 nt
Organism: Colletotrichum destructivum
Lineage: Eukaryota; Fungi; Ascomycota; Sordariomycetes; Glomerellales; Glomerellaceae
Product: Putative glycoside hydrolase, family 3, glycoside hydrolase family 3 domain, immunoglobulin
Exons: 5
Coding region: 466-3153 (895 amino acids)
Biological process (GO): glucan catabolic process
Molecular function (GO): beta-glucosidase activity
Source: RefSeq, a predicted model, not a curated record